AGAGGGAGGAGGAGAGUCAGUCAUCUGACGGUGUUCCUGUCCCACUCCCUCGCCGGGCUCACGGGAAGAGUUCUCGGUAAACUGGCUCCUCAACACACCGAGUUCGCGAGCGUUUCUGAAACACAACGCCCGAAGAAGACGCUCGACGUGGAGCCGCAGAAGUGACACGACGCGACGCCAUUAAACAGCGCGUAGCGAUCAGCUGAGCGUCUCUUCCUGAUACCGAACCCGAAAGUUAAAGUAACUCCAGCAGAACUGAAACAGACCCAUAAUGACGGUCCGGACGGGGACACUGACGACUCGUGCGUGAGAGAGCGUUUACGAACGCGUUUCUGCGCGUUUGGCUGCGAGUUGAAUUCGCUUUUCCUGCUAUUCUUCUUCUUCUGAGCGUUUCCUGCUCGGGCAAAACCACUGAGCUAAAAAUACUGACCCUCAAUGGACCGCUAAACACAGACUCGAACUCUAAUGCAUCUCUUGGCGAGUUUGUUCUCGUGUUUGGGAGAUUCAGAAGGACUUCGAGGUCAGGAGUAUGCAGGACAACACGCUCCUAAAGUGACUGUCUGUCACUGAUCUGGACCUGUUUUCUUCAUCCCUGGUCCUUCCUUUGCCUUUACAUUGGGAUUAAUGUCUAAUUAAACUGUUAAAGUGACUGAUCUGGAUCCUGAACAUCAGUUGUCUUCAUCCCGGGUCCAUUUUUUUGCUCCUCCAUUGGGAUUGAUGUCCAAUGGAGACUAUUCCACUGGACCUGUUUACUUCAUUCCGGCUCCAUUUUUGCGUUUACAUUGGGAUUGAUGUCUAAUUAAACUCCUAAAGUGACUACUCUGGAAACUGGAUGUAAGUUUUCUUCAUCCCAGGUCCAUUUUUUGCUCCUACAUUCGGAUUAAUGUCUAAUGGAGACUAAUCCACUGAUGACCGGGACGUACAGAGAUCUGAGGGCAAGAGGAGAUCUCACUUCAUCAGAUUCUGAUUUAUAAAACUCAAUGGAGCCGCUGAAGAACAUUUUCUCCCGGAGCCCAUUGUCCACCUGGAAGAGCCUGGAUCAGACGCAGAAGGGGAGCUUCACCAAUCCGGUCUGGACCGCGCUGUUCGACUACGAGGCCUCGGGGAACGAUGAACUCACCUUGAGGAAAGGAGAUCUCGUGGAGGUCUUGUCUCUGGAUUCGGAGAUCUCUGGGGAUGAGGGAUGGUGGGCGGGAAAGGUUAACAACAAAGUGGGAAUCUUUCCGUCGAACUACGUCUCGUUUAAACCAAGCGGGUACGGGAAGCUCCCAUGUCCUGGCGUCGUCCCUGACUUAGGCCCGGCCGUGGUUCCCGAACUCGAGCCGGAGGCGGUGGAGUUCUCCGACCUGAGUCUCCAAGAGGUCAUCGGAGUCGGAGGCUUCGGGAAAGUCUAUCGAGGAACAUGGAAAGGGGAGUUGGUUGCAGUGAAGGCGGCCCGGCAGGACCCGGACGAGGACAUCAGCGUCACGGCCCAGAACGUCCAGAACGAGGCCCGCCUCUUCUCCAUGCUGAGGCACCCGAACAUCAUCGCGCUAAAGGGAGUGUGCCUGCAGGAGCCCAACCUGUGCCUGAUCAUGGAGUACGCCUCGGGGGGAGCCCUGAGCCGGGCCUUGGCUGGGUCCCGGAUCCCCCCACAGGUGCUGGUGAACUGGGCCGUGCAGAUCGCCCAAGGCAUGCUGUACCUGCACAGCGGAGCCAUCGUGCCCGUCAUACACCGCGACCUCAAGUCCAACAACAUUCUGCUGGCUGAGCCUGUAGAGAACGGCAGCAUUGAGGGCAAAACCCUGAAGAUCACAGAUUUCGGUCUGGCGAGAGAGUGGCACAAGACCACUAAGAUGAGCACGGCGGGCACGUACGCCUGGAUGGCCCCUGAGGUCAUCAAGUCCUCCACUUUCUCCAAGGGCAGCGACGUCUGGAGUUAUGGUGUGUUAUUAUGGGAGCUUCUGACUGGUGAGGUCCCGUACCGAGGGAUUGAUGGUCUGGCUGUGGCGUAUGGAGUCGCUGUAAACAAACUGACGCUUCCGAUCCCCUCCACCUGUCCUGAACCCUUCGCCAUGCUCAUGUCCGAGUGCUGGGACCAGGACCCGCACCGGCGGCCCAGUUUCAGCUCUAUCCUGGAGCAGCUGACGGCGCUGGAGGAGCAGGUGAAGGAGGAGAUGCCGCAGGACUCCUUCCACUCUCUCCAGGAGGACUGGAAGCUGGAGAUCCAGGACAUGUUCGACGAGCUGCGGGCUAAAGAGAAGGAGCUGCGCUGCCGUGAGGAGGAGCUGAAGCGUGCGGCUCUGGAGCAGAAGUCUCAUGAGGAGUUCCUCCGUCAGCGGGAGCAGCAGCUGGCCCAGUGGGAGCAGGACGUGUUCGAGCGAGAGCUGUCCCUGCUCAUCCUGCACCUCAACCACAACCAGAAGCCCAACGUCAAGAAGCGCAAGGGGACCUUCAAGAAGCACAAGCUGAAGGUGAAGAACGGGGAGAAGAUCAGCAUGCCGCAGGAUUUCAUCCAUAAGAUCACGGUGCAGGCGUCUCCGGGCUUGGAGAAGAGACGUAACUCUCCAGAUCUGGGCUCUCCGUCCAUCGGCCCGCGCUUCCGAGCGAUACAGCUGAGUCCCAGUGAGAGUAAGUGGAGUUCGGUCUGGCCACUGGAGUCUCUUCCUCUCAAGCAAGCCAACGGCGAGAGGAGGUUCACUCCUCAUCUGAGCCCCAAGAGCCCCAAGAUCCUGCGACUCAGUGCGCCGGAGAACAGUCUGUCGAUGAGAGCCAAACUCCUGGAUAUGGACAGUAAUGAGAAUGACGAAUCUAAAGCUGAUUUCGAGGAGUAUAGACCCAUCACACCAUCCAGCCACAACGAGGGUUCAGAGAGUGAGGAAGGGGGUUCGUCCCCCUGUGGUUCCCCGAAGCCGGAUCCCCGGGGUCUGGCGAAGAACACACACCGUUCUCUGCUCAGCAGCGCCGCCCUGCUGGCGUCCGUCGCUCUGGGGCGCUGCCUCGAGGCCCAGCACCCCCCCACCCCCCCGCCGCGGGCCUCGUCCCGCACUCACCUGCCCGUGCCGGAGCCCGUGCCGGAGCCCGUGCCGGAGCCCGUGGGAGAUCUGAUCUCCUUCAGCACAGACUCUCUGCCCCGGGGCUUCCUGGACUCCCUGAAGCCUCCCGAGAUCAAGCCGCUAAUGCUGACGCCGCCGCCCCCGAACCCCCGGGACCGGGACCGGGAGCGCAGGACGCAGGACGGUGCCGGAGACUGGACGGCUCACGCCAACGGAGACGGCGAGGUCUCGCUUCAGAGCGGAGAGCGCAGGAGGAGGGCGAGUCACGGACUGCACUCCGCACAGCUGGUGUUGGAUCUUCCGUUGUGUCAAGACACGUUUGAGGCGGAGGACAAGUCCCCGAUGCCGUUCGCCCUGUACCCGGACCCCCGUUUGUGGAGCCCCAAAACCCGUCGUCUGGAGGUCAACAUCGUGCCUCGCCCACGCCCGUCCCCGAACCGGCCCCGCAUCGACCCCUGGAGCUUCGUAUCGGCCGGCGCCUUGGACCGAGCCGGCGUUAGGAAGCCCGCCAGCAGUCCCACGAGCCCUCGCCUGGGCUUCCAGCCCUCGCCCAACAACCCCUUCACGAACUGUGACCCCUUCCCCUCGCCGGACUGUGACCCCUUCAAUCUGAAGGUGGACCCUUCCAUGAACUCGGACCACGGAUCAACCUUUGACCCCUUCUCCACCCCCUUCCCGACCUCGCGCUCGGCGCCCUGCUCGACCAACGGCAGCCCGAAUCUGUCUCUGCGGGUCGCCCCGCUGAACCUGGCCGACUCCCCGCUCAUAGACCUGGGCUGGGCUCGGCCGGUGGAAGAGCGGGUCCACCCCCGCAGGAGCCUCGGCCUCAGCCCGUUCCGGUCCCCGGCGCUGCCCAGAGACGAACGCUUCUGAACCCUGGCCCAUAACAGGGCUGCACCGUACGCCCAGAUUAAACUGACAUCGCGAUACUGGUCGAAAACAGUACGAAUAAUCACAAUCCAAACUCACAAGAAAAUCACCUGCUAAUCUGUUCCAGAUCCGCCCCACAUCUGGUACAUGUGGAUUCAACACGGCCCAGAUCCGCCCCACAUCUGGUUCAUGUGG
Molecule: messenger RNA, 4100 nt
Organism: Pimephales promelas (fathead minnow)
Lineage: Eukaryota; Metazoa; Chordata; Actinopteri; Cypriniformes; Leuciscidae
Product: mitogen-activated protein kinase kinase kinase 11
Biological process (GO): protein phosphorylation; positive regulation of apoptotic process; microtubule-based process
Cellular component (GO): centrosome
Molecular function (GO): JUN kinase kinase kinase activity; protein binding; ATP binding
Source: RefSeq, a predicted model, not a curated record